Molecule: messenger RNA, 1563 nt
Organism: Auanema sp. JU1783
Lineage: Eukaryota; Metazoa; Nematoda; Chromadorea; Rhabditida; Rhabditidae
Source: the annotation of a GenBank genome assembly
AUGCAAUUAAUACCUCCCGGGGUUUACCGGGUUGAUGUACUCAUCCUAAUUACUUACCAAAUGACUCACUUCUUCAGUAUUCAACAAAUUUUCCCCGUCUUCCUCAAUUACACACCUAAGACUGCUUGCGUUGGAGAGCGAUGCUAUUACGUCCCCAAAAAUAAAUGUAUGGAAUGCCCUGAUUGCCCUGAUUUAUGUUUCAAUGCCACUUCGAAAGCCGACAAGGCGGAAUGUGUUACCAAGUAUUCCCAUGCUUAUUACCAAUCUGCAGCUAUGGAAUAUGGAAUUUUCUGCAAAGAUGGAUGGAAAGACUUCCGACCUGCUUUUGCUCAGUACGUUGGAGUAUUAAUUGGUAAUAUCUUCUUGGGAUAUGUUGCUGAUGCUAUUGGAAGACGGAAGACUUUCAUAAUCUCUAUGAUUGUGGGUAUUCCUGCUCUCUUCUUAUCUGGUUAUUUCAACAGUAUCGCUAUGUUCUACUUCCUCCGAGCUGUUACUGGUAUCGCUAUAGCUGGUACUAUGGUUGUUGGAUGGGCUUAUUUUUCCGAACUUGUUUCUCCUAAUCAAAGAUUCAAACUGCGUACCUUCAGUAACUGGGCUAACGCUCGUACCAUGCUAACUAUCGUCUGCUUACUAACUGGAGAAUGGAGAAUGUCAUCUUAUAUUUCUGCAGUUAUUUCCUUGAUAACUUUCGCUAUAGUCGUUUUCAUUUUACCUGAAAGCCAUAUUUGGCUCAGAAAGAAGGGAAGAUUCGAGGAGUCUGAGAAAAGUAGACAACGUCUCGCGGCGCUUGCUGGAGUUCCUUUCGAGCCAAUGGAUCCACCCCCAGUCGUUUCUGAGUUAGCUGUACCAGAGAAGGCUGUCACUAUCUUCGGUGUUUUCAAAGAUUCCACUCUUCGUCGAAACUUGCUCGUUCUUUGGGUCAUGUGGUUCGUAACUGGAAUGACUGCCUAUCUUACUGAUUUAUGCGGAGGAGACAUGACGAAGAAUUUCUGGGUUGGUCAGUUCUUAUCCGGUAUCCUGCUCUCCGUCGUUCGUGUGAUCAUGGGGUUCGCAGAUGGCUUCCUCCCCUGGAUGGGAAGACGCUUCGUGCUUCUGUGCUCACAGCUGCUGGCUGUUUUCUUCUUCGCCUUUGUUGUGCUGUUCCUCUACAUGGAAGAAAAGGGAGAGUGGUAUUAUACUUUCGUCUACUUGGGAGCUUUCAUUUUCACUUCGAUCGUGUGGGAACCAUGUUAUUUGUGCGCCUCUGAGUUGAUGCCUACUGAUGUUAGAGCCACAUCUACUGCCUCGUGCUCAAUUGUUGGUCGUAUAGCUAACAUUGGAGCUUCCAUGCUGACCGGACUUAAAACUUAUUACGAGCCUGGAGUUCAUAUGAUUUCGAUCGUCCUCGGUCUUAGUAACGUAGCUGUAGCUUACUUCUUCUUGGAAGAAACCAAGAACUGUAACUUGGAGAAGGCUGGAAAGAAGAAGGAGAUAGAGAAGAGUGAAACACAAGGGACCGAAAUGGUGAAUCUUCUUCCAAAGGAAACUACUGCUGAUGGUAAUGAAGAAGAAAAGAAGGAAUAA